Messenger RNA from Nanorana parkeri, 1668 nucleotides. RefSeq names its product MRS2, magnesium transporter (gene MRS2). Bases 106 to 1377 code for a protein of 423 amino acids. Lineage: Eukaryota; Metazoa; Chordata; Amphibia; Anura; Dicroglossidae. The transcript has 11 exons. Gene Ontology annotation, biological process: mitochondrial magnesium ion transmembrane transport. The record is from RefSeq and is a predicted model, not a curated record. Gene Ontology annotation, cellular component: mitochondrial inner membrane. Gene Ontology annotation, molecular function: magnesium ion transmembrane transporter activity.
UGUAACCCAUGUGGAAUCUCACCCACAUGAUGGCAAAUUGAUUGUACUACAGAGGCCGUGAAGGGUCAUUCUGCUGGAAGUACGGUGGUACAGUACCCUGCUGCUAUGGACAUGGCAGGUGCACUUGUCAGGCUUGUAGCAGCCGCCAGCAGGAGACAUGGGUGCUGUAUAUUGAGACAGACAAGGACUUUCACAGCCAACUCCAGGAACUUCAUCCCUGGCCAAGGACGUCAUCCAAGGUGUUUUCCCUGGAUGGUGAGACACUAUGUACAGGAGAGGAAAGGUACAGGUUGUCGGUUUACACACUCGGAUACAUCUCAUGCUACAUUAGCCAGUGUUGUACCAGUAUUUUCUGUGAUGAAAUUUGACAAGGAUGGAAACAUAUUGUCAUUUGAGAGAAAAAAGACCGAGUUAUACCAAGAGCUGGGUUUACAGGCUCGGGAUUUAAGAUUCCAGCAUCUUGUGAGCAUCAACUCUAGAAACAACAAGAUCAUUUUAAGAAUGGAGUUCUUAAAAGCUGUCAUAACCCCAGAAUACCUUCUGAUACUGGAUUAUAGGAACCUUCACCUAGAGCAGUGGUUUCUUCGGGAACUCGCUCCUCAGCUGGCAGGGGAAGGGCAGCUGGUGACAUACGCCUUACCCUUUGAGUUUAGAGCCCUGGAGGCAAUACUGCAACACAGGGCUGGCAGUCUCCAAGAGAGACUUCAGUAUCUGCAACCCCAUAUUCUGGAAACUUUGGAAGCGUUGGUGGACCCUAAACAGAUGUCAGUAGACAGAAGUAAAUUGCAUGUAAUGCUCCAGAGUGGAAAGAGUUUGUCAGAGUUGGAAACCGAUAUCAAAGUUUUUAAAGAGGCAAUUUUAGAAAUCUUGAAUGAAGAUGAACUUAUUGAAGAGCUGUGUUUGACCAAGCAGGCUAGUUUUCAGUCCCCUGUAGAAGGUAGUUCCAGGAUUGAUCAUGCUGAAGAGAUGGAACUGCUUCUAGAGAAUUACUACAGGCAAGCAGAGGACCUGGCUAAUGUGGCCAGAGAACUACGUGUCCUAAUCGAUGACUCUGAAAGUGUCAUUUUCCUUAACCUGGACAGCCACCGAAAUGUGAUGAUGAGGCUGAACUUACAACUUACAAUGGGUACUUUCUCCAUCUCUCUGUUUGGUCUUAUUGGAGUUGCCUUUGGCAUGAAUUUGGAAUCUACCUUUGAAGAUGUUCCUCAGAUAUUUUGGUUUGUUACCGGACUAAUGUUCCUAGGAAGUGGUCUAAUAUGGAGGCGUUUACUUUCUUUUCUUGGAAGACAUUUAGAACCAUCAAAGGCUCCAUUGAUCCUUAAGAGAACAUUUCCUUUCAAUGGAAGAGUAGAUUCACCAAACAACCAUAAGGUGUAAUUGUUCAUGUCCCAUGGACUACCAAGCAGAAUGACUGUUACAGUAGUAUAUCUUUAAUACCAAACAGAAAGCAGCACACUCAGGGCUGUGCUGGCCAUAAGGACAUUUUAAUCGUGAUUGGUGGAGGAGCUUCCUCUUCUGGGUCUGUGCCCCCUCCUGAGUAAACGACCACUUGGAAAAAUGCAGUUUAUGUGGACUUCAUUCACUUGCACUUUAUACCAUUUAGGGAGUAAAUAUAAAAUGUAUCUUUUUUAUGUUCUAAGACUUGUGGUAGAGUAAUUGUAAUACUAA